AUAUAGAAGUCCCUCACACAAAUUCGUGUCUGGUGCGCGUCCCUUCCCUCUCGACACGCCCACACACCAUUUCUUUUGUCUUCUUUACGUGUACCCUUUCAAUUUCUCUCCUAAAUAUCUCUGCUUUUAAUGGAUCUUCACAAUCCCUAACAACAAACCACGCCCCCAAGAUCCUCUGUGUUUCUUCCCUAUGGCGACGUCCCUCGAGCACACCCAGAAUCACGAUCCGAGUCAAAACGUUCUCAUUGUGGGUAAUUACUGCCACGAUGUUCUCCUCCGGAACGGCGACGUGGUGGCCGAGACUCUGGGGGGCGCCGCCUCUUUCAUUUCCAACGUGUUUAACGGCCUAACCGUUUCUUAUCAUUUGACAUCGAAGGUUGGCCUAGAUUUUAAAUACCCAGUUAGUUAUGACCCGAUUGUGGUGUCAUCGGCGAGGACGACUGUUUUCCAUGCGCAUUUUGAUCUGGGUUUCGACGGAAAUGGGCAUCAAGAUCGGGUCUUGAAACGGGUUGUCGCAUGCGACCCGAUUUGUCCGGGGGAUCUGCCUGACAUGAGGUUCGAUUUUGGGAUGGCGGUUGGGGUUGGUGGUGAGAUACUUCCCGAGACGCUUGAGAGAAUGCUUGAGAUUUGUGAUGUGGUGUUUGCUGAUAUUCAGGCUCUGAUUCGGAUUUUUGAUGGUAAUGAUGGGACUGUGAAGCAUGUGGGGUUAAAGGAGAGUGGAUUUUACCAUCUCCUACCGAGAAUUGGGUUUUUGAAGGCUUCAGAGGAGGAGGCCUUGUUUUUGGAUGUUGAAGAGGUGAGGAAGUGGUGCUGUGUGGUGGUAACACAUGGUAAAGAUGGCUGUAAGUUGUAUUGGAAGGAUGGUGAGAUGAAAAUUACACCAUUUUCUGCCAAUCAGAUUGAUCCAACAGGUGCUGGGGAUAGCUUUUUAGGUGGUUUUGUUGCUGGGUUGGUUCAGAGAUUGGCUACGCCGGACGCUGCUUUGUUGGGGAACUUCUUUGGUUCUCUUACUGUUGCACAAAUCGGUCUGCCCAAGCUAGAGUUGAGACUGUUGCAGAAAGUCAAGGAUGAGGUGCAGAGGAGGAAGAUGCAGUACAUCAGCUGCUCUGAUAGAGUCGAUGAGCUGAAGUUCAUGAAACCAUUGGGACACGAGGAAUUCCAUGCUUCCCUAACUGCAGUUAAAUCAAUGUCUACACAUUCAAUUGAAGAGUGUCAACAAGAUCUUCCAGUUUCUCCCAAGCCAGUGGAGCAGAUAAAAAGCGUUCAUUACGCCAUGCAGCCUAAAUUGUUAUUGAAUAAUCCUGUCCACGAGACCAAUUCCAACGGUCCAGGGUAAACCUUAAGAUCGGUCAGAACAUUUCUCUGUUUUCUGCAGGAGAUAAGUUUUUAGAUUAGUUAUAUAUAAUUUUUUAUACAAUUUAUAUUUUAUGAAAAUAAUAGAUGAAUUUAUUUUAUUCAUAUAAAUCAUACAUUUCAAA
This is a messenger RNA of Rubroshorea leprosula, 1478 nucleotides long. Lineage: Eukaryota; Viridiplantae; Streptophyta; Magnoliopsida; Malvales; Dipterocarpaceae. The record is from the annotation of a GenBank genome assembly.